AUGAUGCGCCGGCCUGUAGCGACCAUCUUUGGUGGGACCAGGAUCGGCAACAGAGACCUGUUCAAACCAGAGACUAGUCUCGAGUCGUUCUUGGAUAUACUGCGUGCGCACGGCAUCACAACCAUCGACACGGCGCAAGCCUAUGGAAACUCUGAAGAUGCAUUGGGAAAAGUGCGCGCUGGGGAGAGAUUCACCCUGGAUACGAAAUGGAGCCCGUCUUCCUGGACAGAAACCAUGCCGUGGGCGACAAGAGACCGAAUUGUGGAAACGGCCAAAGAGAGCAUCGCAAGACUGGGCGCGCCAGCCGGGACGUUUUAUCUUCACAAGAUGGAUCCUCUGACACCGUUACCAGAGACCCUCGCCGCCGUGAACGAGGUCUACCAGCAAGGCCAUUUCCACCGCUUCGGGCUCUCUGGCUUCCCGCCUCACGACAUUGAAGUCGUCUAUCAGCACUGCCGCGACAGGGGCUACCCGCUUCCCGCCGUGUAUCAAGGCAGCUACAAUCCACUGAGCCGCGACAAGGAGACGGCACUCUUCCCGACCCUGCGAAAGCUAGGCAUGGCGUUUUAUGCCUUUGGGCCUUCGGCGGGCGGUUUCCUCGGCAAGACGGUGGCGCAAGUGCAAGAGAUGAGAAACAACAUGGACGCCGCGUCGGCCACGUGUAAGCCGUAUCUAUGUGAUUCAAAGUAUUUGAACCCUCUGGCGCAGUGGAAUGCGCUGGCGGAAAGGGAGGGUGUGAGUGCGGCGGAAAUGGCAUCUCGCUGGAUGGCGCAUCAUUCAGCGCUGGAUGGCAGAGAGGGCGAUGGUGUCAUUAUUGGCACGAGUAGCCCGGAACAGCUAGAAGACACUCUAAAGAACAUUGAAAGAGGGUCUCUUAGUGAUGGGGCGUGCGAUGCUAUCCAGACUAUAUGGGAAAGUGUGGCAUAA
Akanthomyces muscarius is the source of this 927-nucleotide messenger RNA. RefSeq lists its product as uncharacterized. The record is from RefSeq and is a predicted model, not a curated record. Lineage: Eukaryota; Fungi; Ascomycota; Sordariomycetes; Hypocreales; Cordycipitaceae. The transcript has a single exon. Gene Ontology annotation, cellular component: cytosol. Bases 1 to 927 code for a protein of 308 amino acids.